AUGCUAGACCAGAAGAACAUCCAGGGUGAUACCUGGCCUCGCCUGCCCAAGAAGGCUGAGAAAUUUGUCUUCUUUCGAAUUACGAAUCCGGAAGAGUUCAAGAAGGCACUACCAACGAUGGCCGAUUUUAUCACUACAGCCGAUAUAGCCCUGAAGAACCGUACCGAUAUCUUCAAAAAGAAAGCCGAAGGUACUCUUAAUGGUAUCAUCCAUUUGGUAUCAAUGAACAUUGCUUUCUCGGCUAAUGGCCUGGCUAAGCUUGGGGCGGAAAAGUUCGACGAUGACAUCUUCAACGGUGGCCAGUUCAAAGACAUGACCUUCCCGGCGGAAGGCGAGUCAGCUGAGAAUCACAAAGGCCUCGAUCCUCAGGAGGAGUGGGUCAAUGAAUUCAAGCCCAGCAGUGGUGGCAUUGACGGUGUUCUCACUGUGGCUGGUGACAGUCUCCCGAGUAUUGAAAAAAUGAUCCGUAAGACAUUUGAUUGGGUCUUCAAUGUCGGCAAUGACAAGCAAAGUAUUAAACAAGUCUAUACCAGAGAAGGCAUAGUCUUCGACAGGCAUCUUGAGCACUUCGGAUGGGUGGAUGGUAUUAGCCAGCCGAUUGUUAAGGGCUUGGACGAUAUUUCGAACACAAAGGACAACAGAGGAAUGGCACCGGUAGAUCCCGGAGUUAUCUUUGUCGGACAUGAGGGCGAUGAAAGCAAGACUCCCGCAUGGGCCAAGGACGGUAGCUUCAUGGUCUUCCGAAUCUAUGAGCAGCUAGUUCCCGAAUUCUACCAACAUACUAACUUUCUGUACCUAGCUGGUGUGCUGAGAAUUGCCCCAUUGCCGCGGCAGACACCAAAAACUCCAUCGAAAAGGGAGAACAGGUCAAGUGGUCUGACAAGGCUAUGGAUCAAAUGGGCCUAUUUUCCUCGCGAUUGGUGGGACGGUGGCCCGAUGGUUAGCAUUUCCGUGCAGGAAUCAUAUUCUGCUCCUAACUCAGUACUCAUGAUACUGAUCAAUUGCGACGCAUUAGGUGCCCCAAUGGAGCUUCAUCCCCAGACGGACCCCAACUGGUCCGUAAACAAAGGACAGUACGAAGCGAGCGCGCUCAAGACGAUGAAUAACACCGACAACUUCAACUAUAACCCCGCAGACCAAACGAAAUGUCCUUAUGCCUCCCACAUGCGCAAGACUGGUCCUCGGGAUGACUAUCCGGAUUACACCAAGCACGUAAUGAUGCGCCGAGGAAUUCCUUAUGGACCAUGGUGUGACGGAAAGGAACGGGCAGGUGGAUUCACGGAGAAAGAACGUGGCUUGCUGUUUGUUAGUUACCAGAGCAGCAUUGAGAAUGGGUUCGUCACGCAGCAAAAACGGUGGGCAAAUACUUCUGAUGGUCCAACGGACAUGGCGAAGCACUCUGGAGGUGCUAGCCAGGGAAUUGACCCUCUUAUUGGUCAAGUACAUCCAAGCCGGAAUGGCAAGAAUGCAGGUGUUCAAAUCGCUGGGGAGAGUACAGGUGUUCGGGUCAAUGCCAAGUACGAAGAUGCUCCUCAGAUUCCCUUCCCUGACUCGGACCUUGAUAAGCCUGCUUCCCAGGUCCAAGAUAAAACUGUUGCGCUGGACAGGCUGGUUAUUCCGCAUGGUGGUGAAUACUUCUUUACCCCCUCACUUUCUGCGUUGAAAAAUUAUUUGCCCAACGCCUAG
Molecule: messenger RNA, 1686 nt
Organism: Penicillium crustosum
Lineage: Eukaryota; Fungi; Ascomycota; Eurotiomycetes; Eurotiales; Aspergillaceae
Product: Dyp-type peroxidase
Exons: 7
Coding region: 1-1686 (561 amino acids)
Cellular component (GO): cytosol
Molecular function (GO): peroxidase activity; heme binding
Source: RefSeq, a predicted model, not a curated record